AUGUCUUCUCUACGUAACGCCGUUAAGAGACGUAACCAUAAGGAACGAGCGCAACCACGUUCCAGAGAGAAAUAUGGUUUACUCGAGAAACACAAAGAUUAUGUGCUUCGAGCAAGAGAUUAUCAUGCAAAACAAAAAAGGCUCAAAAAUAUGCGAGAAAAAGCAUAUUUUAGAAAUCCUGACGAGUUUUACUUUAAAAUGAUUAAUAGCAAGACUAAGGAAGGUGUCCACGUAAUAGAACGUAAUUCAGCCUUUUCAGGAGAUAUGAUUAAAUUAUUAAAGUCUCAAGAUUUAAAUUAUGUUAAAACUCAACGUGAUCUUGGAAAUAAGAAAAUUGAAAAAAUUCAAAAUGAAUUACAUUUCGUUGAUUCAGAUCUUGUUCAAAAUGAUAUGAAUAUAGAUGAUGAAUUAUCGAAAGGAAUGCCGCGUAUUAAAACGUUAGAAAAUGAUGUCAUAAUGAUACCGGAUGAAGAAGAAUUACAAAUAUUACAUAAAAAUAAGGUAUUGAAAUAUCAAGAUCUAAAAGCUCGCAUAAAACGACAAAAACAAUUGAAAAAAGCGGAACAAGAAUUACAAACUCAAAAAAAUUUGAUGGGCCGUCGAACUAAAAUUGGCGUUGACGCGAAUGGAUUAUCAACUUAUAAAUGGAAGAAUGAUAGGAAGAAGUGA
This is a messenger RNA of Cetraspora pellucida, 669 nucleotides long. The record is from the annotation of a GenBank genome assembly. Lineage: Eukaryota; Fungi; Glomeromycota; Glomeromycetes; Diversisporales; Gigasporaceae.